Molecule: messenger RNA, 3747 nt
Organism: Girardinichthys multiradiatus
Lineage: Eukaryota; Metazoa; Chordata; Actinopteri; Cyprinodontiformes; Goodeidae
Gene: ccnt2a
Product: cyclin T2a
Exons: 9
Coding region: 38-2170 (710 amino acids)
Biological process (GO): regulation of transcription by RNA polymerase II; positive regulation of DNA-templated transcription, elongation
Cellular component (GO): nucleus; cyclin/CDK positive transcription elongation factor complex
Molecular function (GO): cyclin-dependent protein serine/threonine kinase activator activity
Source: RefSeq, a predicted model, not a curated record
UCCGCUUUCUCGAUGCCGAAGUGAACGUUCCAGAGUAAUGGCGGCAUGCCGGGGUUCUUCGUCAAAAUGGUUUUUCACUCGCGAGCAGCUGGAAGACACGCCGUCCCGCCGAUUUGGAGUAGAAUCAGACCGGGAGCUCUCUUACCGGCAACAGGCGGCGAAUCUGAUCCAAGACAUGGGUCAGAGGCUCAACGUCUCUCAACUGACAAUAAACACAGCAAUCGUUUACAUGCAUAGAUUUUAUAUGCAACAUUCUUUCACCAAAUUCCAUAGAAAUAUAAUAUCUCCAACCACCUUGUUUUUGGCUGCAAAAGUGGAAGAGCAACCCCGGAAGCUUGAGCAUGUAAUUAAAGUAGCACAUGCUUGCUUAAAUCCACAGGAACCUCCUCUAGACACAAAAAGUAACGCAUACCUCCAGCAAGCUCAAGAGCUGGUGAUACUUGAAUCCAUUGUGCUGCAGACCCUGGGCUUUGAAAUUACUAUUGAUCACCCACACACUGAUGUGGUGAAAUGUACCCAGCUAGUGCGAGCAAGCAAGGAUCUGGCACAGACUUCCUAUUUCAUGGCUACCAACAGUUUGCACCUCACUACCUUCUGCCUCCAGUACAAACCCACAGUGAUUGCCUGUGUAUGCAUACAUUUGGCCUGCAAGUGGUCCAACUGGGAGAUUCCGGUUUCCACUGAUGGGAAACAUUGGUGGGAGUACGUGGACAGUACUGUCACUCUGGAGCUGCUCGAUGAGUUGACCCAUGAGUUUCUGCUGAUUCUGGAGAAAACUCCAAGCAGGCUGAAGAGAAUACGGAACUGGAGGGCAACACAAGCUGCCAAAAAGCCCAAAACUGAAAACACACAGUCAACAGAAAACACAUUUGCUGGGCCUUCGUUGCUUCAGGACCAUGGUGACGCAGCACUUCCUGGAGUUUCCUCUUCCAACCCAAGUUUUUCCAAAGUGGGUGCUGCCUUUACUGUACCCAUACCCGGGCAUUCCAGAGGAGUCCCCUUGUCCCUGGACACCAUGGCUGACGCAUACAAUCCAGCUAGCCACAGUGAAUGGCCUCAGGUUAACCAGAGCCAUGCAGGGUACACUUCCACCUAUGUAAAACAGGAACCGCUCAGCAUCCCUAUCCAUGAAUCCAUGCUGUGUUACCAGACUUCCUCUUCCUUAUUGCUCCAGCACCCACCACCUUACAAGACUGAAAAAACAGUAGAUUUAAGCCUUGUUAAACAGGAGAAAGGAAGUGGUGGCAGUGGAGCAGGCAAUAAUCACCCAGCACUUCAAGUUGCCUACCCUCCUUCCACUCAGCCACCUCCAGCACAGCCUCCAGUUCAGAAACUGUCUCUAGAUAAAUACAGAGAGAAACAUUCUGCAGAGUAUACUGUCCAGAAGCGUAGGCAAGAGCACCAUGGAGGAGUAAGGGACUGUGAUGUAAAAGGAGAUUUGACCUCCUCUUCUACCUAUGCACCACCCAACAUUACCCACAUAGAGCAUAGAAAACAUGCACAGCCCCAUCAAGUCUCACACAACAGCAGCACUACAGUCUCCCCUCUGAAAAUGAAAAUUCCCUCCUCAGCUUCAGGGCAAGACAGACGCCAUCAUGGAGACAAAUGGGACAAAGGCUCGCUUAAACUUCGCCUGCCUGUUCCCGGGUCCGGUGGCAACUUUCAGCCAGAAAAAAGUGGACAACCAAUCAAAGAUGAGCUCAAGACGAAGAUCUGCUUAGAGCGACACAGCUCAUCAGAUGAAGGCAUUUCUGCCAGCAAGAGCAAACAUUCCAGCCCGCUGGUGAGCAAAGAAAAGCACCGCGGGGCAGAGCAUAACCCCCAUCGCUCCCACAAGCACAGUGGCAACGGGCGAGGGGGUGUGGAGGGUCCGGGGAUAGUCCCCGGUAUGUUACGUGUUCCUCCAGGACUGGUCACGAUGGAAGGAACAGCGCUCAGUCAUCCUGCACCCAACCCUUUGACAUCCUCAUCACGAAAGAUCGCCUACGCCGAAGGCAGCCUCAACCACCACCCCUCAUCCUCGAGUUCGUGCUCCAAAGUGAGCAAAAUGUCCAAGAGUGGCACUAGUGCUGCAGGUACUCCAUCUUUUUCUUCCCCCUUUUCUCCUGCUCCUCCUCGCUCCUCUCCUGUACUGCAGUGUGUCUCAUCUGGCUCGCAGCUCUGUGGCUAACUUCCCUCCCUCCCCUCCUCCUCCUCUUCCUCCUUAUUCUUGUCUCUCCUCCUCCUCCCCUCCUGUCAUACCCAGGUGGGCUACGGACCACUCAGCAGUUCCUUCCUCCUAGCGAAUCGCCACAUGAAGUGGGAGAGCAGAGACACUGAGUCCACCGCUCUGCAGCCAUGGCCAGCAUAUGGAAAUGGCACCAAAGUACCGACCACUGAGACUUUGAAGACUAUGCUGACCUCUUUGUCAAGUGCCCUAAGAAAAUAACGCUUUGUGAAUAUAAACCCUUUACUGAGAGGCAGAAAACAUUACUGCAAAUAAGUAUUGUUGGACUUCUGUUUCCGAGAGAUAAGAUGAAUAAUUAUGCUUCCUGUCACACCUCGGGGCUGCGACGUUCAGUCCUGUUUUUGUUAGUGUGGAAUUGCUGCUCAGUAAUCACUUUUCUCUUCAGUUGGGUCGAAGAAAAAAUGUGCAAAUGUAGACGCGAGAGGUGGGAGAAGGUUGAGUGAGGCUUCCAUCUUCUCUUUGUAAGACCUCCUUAUGGGAAGAUGAGUAUUACAAGUUCUAGAAAAGCAUGGACGGUGCACUUCAUUGUCAUGAUGGUUUUUUUUUUGUUUGUUUUCUUUUUUGUAAUUUAAUUAAAUCCAUUGCGUGAUUAUAUGGAAGAAGUUGACGGCCAGCUGGAGAUGAGUAAGUUUAUGUUUGCUGGAAUUCCACUUGAUAUUGUUGAUGGAUGCAAUAUUUUUUUUAGGUGUAAAGUUCCAUCUCCAACAUUUUCUGGUCUGCGUUUCUUUUUAUACUGCAUUUGAUUUGCAUGUUUCAAUCAAACGGAUAUGAGAGGAGCGCUUACUUGGCUGUUUACAAGAAAUGGAGAUAAAUGUUUCUUUUGUAUGUUUAAAGAGAAAGCUAUACCAUGACAACUCAGGUUUGGAGCUGCUUGUAAUUAUAACAAGAAGACUAUAAUACAUAUAAAAGUUUUAUUUCACUGAUCAGCUGAUUGGGGUCAUCGACUGAAUGAUUGCAGCAUCAGGGGUCACAGACUCUCUGUAGACGGUGAUGUACUGUAGGGUUCCUUAACAUUUGAUUCCCGCUGAGACAUCAAUCAUUGAUGCAUUUUGUACCAAAAACCUUGACUUCCAAGUUGACUUUAAGCUGGAUGCCAAAGGUUGUGCCUCACUAAAAGGGAAGCUAAUAAUAUGCUACUGCAGUUUACAUCAAGUUACCAGAACAUUUAAUCGCACAUUUAAGUUCAUAUUAGAUCUACAGAUAUGUCUUUUGCCUCGUUCUCUUUCUUCAGGCAAUGUCCGAGGGAUUCUCUCGUGCAUCUGCUUGAACAUGGUUUUAAUGUUUAAAACAUUACUUCCAGUAUACAUUUCUCUAAAGAGCCUGUACCCUCUAAUGCCCUAUAUGUUGUAGAGCAUCCGACGUGCCAUAUUGGGCCAAGAAUGGUGUUUGUUCGUAAUAAAGGAUUUACAGUUGAGCCAAAAAAAAAAACUGAAAUUGUUAAAGAAAAAUAUGAACCACUCAUCACGUCUUUCCAAUUCUCAUUUUAAUAUAAUGAAUAAACUUCAUUGCCACCACGUUGA